Messenger RNA from Daucus carota subsp. sativus, 1392 nucleotides. RefSeq names its product ethylene-responsive transcription factor CRF2. Gene Ontology annotation, biological process: regulation of DNA-templated transcription. The transcript has a single exon. The record is from RefSeq and is a predicted model, not a curated record. Bases 307 to 1236 code for a protein of 309 amino acids. Gene Ontology annotation, molecular function: DNA binding; DNA-binding transcription factor activity. NCBI's taxonomy places the organism in Eukaryota, Viridiplantae, Streptophyta, Magnoliopsida, Apiales, Apiaceae.
ACAUUAGUUACACUCUUCAUUCCAACAAACUAAUUUCCCUUGUUCCUCAAUCUCUCAUUCCCACUCUCACUCUCCUACUUCAAAGAGUUUCCAUAAAACACAACAUACACUUCAUCUCACCUGAAUCAAACACAAAACACUACUGCUCAUCCUUACCGUUAGCAUUCCAUCUCAUUCUCUUUUUAUCUCUUAACUUUGAUUUUCACUAUUAGUUCUCUUUUUCUUUUCCUUUAUUCCCCGUCUAUUCGGAAAUAGUCUUGUGUGCUGAUUACGACUUCUCGGUUUUGAUAUACUUCCAAUGCAAGUAUGAGUCCAAGUAAUUCUACAGAAAUGCUGUCUCGUGUCAAGUGCACUGAACACAGAACUCAAACGACCAUGUUUUCUUCUAGGGCUGAUAGGGGUGUUUCCAGGGUUGUGAGAAUAUCUGUCACGGAUCCCGAUGCUACUGACUCCUCCAGCGACGAAGAGGGGCCCACUUUUAACCGGAGGAAAAUGAAGAGAUAUGUAAAUGAGGUGACUAUCAAAAGCAGCCGGAGUAAUCCCCGGAAAAAGAUCGCCGGAAAAUCAAGAAAAGAGGCGCCGGCGAUUAAGCAAAACCCUAGCAAGAAGUUUCGAGGUGUACGGCAACGGCCGUGGGGGAAAUGGGCGGCCGAGAUUAGAGAUCCGAUGAAACGUGUACGGUUGUGGUUAGGCACGUUUGAUACGGCAGAAGAAGCUGCUAUGGUUUACGACCACGCGGCUAUCAAGCUACGUGGACCUCACGCGCUAACGAACUUCUCGAAACCGCCGUCAAAAGCCGUCCCGGAGAAAACCCCAUCUCCGACGUGCUCCGGUUAUGACUCCGGCGUGGAGUCGAAUAACACAACUCCAAAUAUUUGUUCACCGAAAUCUGUACUAGGGUUUGUCACGGUUUCCAAUGAAGAGUCAAACAAUGAUGAUACAAAGUCAACAAGUACAGUAACUGACACCGUUAAAGUAGCCGAAAGUUUUACUGAUUUCCUGGGAACAAAUGACGGUACAAACGCUCCUCUUUUCACGGAAAAUCUGUUUGAUUUCCACUGUUCGCCGUUAGAUUUGUUUGACCAAAUGGGCAAGACCAUGUUUGACGAUUGCUGCUCCGAUAUGUUUUUCGGGUCGGGUCAUGAUUUCGGGUUCGGGUCGUCUUCAUGGGUCGAUGACGACUGUUUCCAAGACUUUGGCGAUAUUUUCGGGUCGGAUCCUCUUGUGGCUCUUUAGUAGUGUGAAGAAUACUGUAUUGAGUAUUGAAUUAAUUAAUGUUGCAGCAGUUUUGGUAGGAAUAGAUUUAAGAUUGUAUUGAAGUUUUUAAUAUCAACUUAUGUUUAUAUAAUUAUAAUUUAAUAAUUUAUGUUACGAGUGUUAAAUUUCGAAUAA